CAAACACUAAAAACACACACACAAACACAUUAUCAAAAAACUUCAUUUUUUUUUCUUUCUAGAAUUAGAAAGAUUAUAAUGGAUUCAGUCCCAUCUUUUAAAUCAUCACUAAGAUUUAUAUCACACCAAUCUUUUUUUACAGCCGUCCGAUCAAAUGAUCUUGAAUCAGUUAAAUUGAUAAUAAAUGAAGAAACUGAUAAAGAUUUGGUAAAUGGUUUAAUGGGUAUGCAAAAUGAUGCCGGUGAGACUGCUUUUUAUAUUGCAGCUCAGAAUAAUUUUCAAGAUAUUUUUUGUUACUUGAUGAAGUUUUGUGACGAAAUUGAAGUCUUGAAACUAAGGUCUAAAUCAGAUUUUGAUGCUUUCCAUAUUGCUGCUGCUCAAGGUCAUUUAGGAAUUGUGAAGGAACUUCUGAAAUUAUGGCCAGAGCUUUGUAAAGUAUGUGACGUGAAAAACACUAGCCCGUUGUAUACAGCAGCUGUGAAGGAUCAUCUGGAUGUUGUGAAUGCCAUUUUAGAUGCAGAUCCUACUUGCAUAAGGAUAGUGAGGAAGAAUGGGAAAACUGCAUUGCAUACCGCGGCUAGAUAUGGCAAAACAAGCAUGGUAAAAACACUAAUUGACAGAGAUCCAGGAAUUGUAUCUAUUAAAGAUAAAAAGGGUCAGACUGCACUUCAUAUGGCUGUAAAAGGGCAGAGUACUGAUGUUGUGGAUGAUUUGUUAAACGCUGAUCACUCCAUUUUAAACGAACGUGACAAGAAGGGUAGCACCGCUAUUCAUAUUGCUACUAGAAAAGGACGAUCACAGAUUGUAAGCUUGUUGUUGAGCUUCACCUCAAUCAGUGUUAAUGUAAUCAACUUUCAACAAGAAACCGCUAUGGAUAUAGCCGAUAAGCUUAAUUACGGGACUGCAAAGUUAGAAAUCAUGGAAGCUCUUGGUGAAGUCGGUGCCAAACAUGCACGAGAUGUUGGUAGAAUUGAUGAACAGAUGGAACUGAAACGAACCGUUAGUGACAUCAGACAUGAAGUCCAUUCACAACUUUUACAAAACGAAAAAACCCAAAAACGUGUUUCUGGUAUCGCUAAAGAGCUUCAAAAGAUCCACCGGGAAGCUGUUCAAAAUACCAUUAACUCGUUAACUGUUAUAGCAGUUUUAUUCGCGUCCAUAGCUUUCUUAGCUAUUUUUAAUCUUCCCGGGCAGUAUAAAAAUACAGGUAAAGAAGCAGGUGAAGCUGACAUUGCUCACACACCUGCUUUUCGAGCUUUUUGUUUGUUCAAUGCCACAUCACUCUUUAUAUCAUUAGCGGUAGUGGUGGUUCAAAUUACAUUGGUGGCAUGGGACACGAGUGCCCAGAGACAGAUUGUUUCUGUUGUGAAUAAGUUAAUGUGGGCGGCUGCUAUUAGCACUUGUGGGGCGUUUUGUUCCAUUGCGUUUGUGGUGGUCGGGAAAAGAAAUUCAUGGAUGGCUAUCACGAUUACUGUUGUUGGUGUUCCGAUUCUUCUUGGGACACUUGUUACUCUGUCUUAUCAUGUUUUGAGGCAACAUGGGUACUUGGGGGGGAGUGAUUCUCAGAGAAAGAUAAGGAGGGGAAGUGGAAGUAGGUCUUUCUCAUUGUCGUAUUCUGCCAACAUAUCGGAUGAUGAAUCAGACCACGAAAAGAUAUACGCCCUGUGAAUUAUGAACUUGCCAUUCGUCCUCAAGGAGAAAAGAAACCCAGAUUAUUACUCUCUCAUAUAUAUGAAGGCUACCGUUUUGUAGGUUAUGUACAUAUCGAUGUAUAGGAAUUUCGGUCCUAGUGUUAUUUAACCAUGGUUGGUUGAUGUAACCAUAUGUAUGCCUCAUGUGUAGCAUGUUAUCGUCCCAAUAGACCAAUGGGGCGGCUUGCUUUAUACACCUUCGAUGAAUUAUAAUAUAGUGUCGCAUAGUAAUUACCACCUUAA
Molecule: messenger RNA, 1934 nt
Organism: Erigeron canadensis
Lineage: Eukaryota; Viridiplantae; Streptophyta; Magnoliopsida; Asterales; Asteraceae
Product: ankyrin repeat-containing protein At2g01680
Exons: 3
Cellular component (GO): plasma membrane
Molecular function (GO): protein phosphatase regulator activity; protein phosphatase 1 binding
Source: RefSeq, a predicted model, not a curated record